AGAAGUGAAAACCAUUCUGUUGUUAGCUUCGCCCGAACGUGCCUCUAAAUAUGUGACCAAUGGGAGCGUAACCACAUUCCGGACACACUUUCCACCCCCAACCAUCAUUCCCUGCAUACCAUGGCGGACUACCAGCUUCCGGUGAACGUGGACACCUCGGCCGAGCCGAGACGGUUGCUGUUUCUGCUGCUCUUGUUGUUAUUGUAGCGCGCGCCAGCGUUAGCUUAGCGGCUAGCUCCGCUGCCUUCGCCUUCAGCGGAACCGAUGUUGAUGCAUCGCCGUCGGGCAAGUUGCAUAAACAACAGACCGCAGCGAUGUGUGUGUUACGCUUCUUAAGUAAUUAGCUAAUUGGGCUGUUUUUAUUGGCGAGGUUGUAGUGCACGAAAUGCUCACUUUAUCUGACAAGUGAAACUAGUUUGCAUGCUUCAGAAGAAGACUCCUCAACUAACAUGACAUCGCUCAGGUCCGCUAACACACCUGACGUUGCCUGCAGUCAUUGCUGACUGCUGCGUUGUGAGAUGGAGCCGCAGAAAGCAGCCGUGGAGAUGGCUCCUCUUCCUCUUCUUCUUCUUCUCCACAGCAGCAGCAGCACAUCUGUCUUGAGUUGUAAACGCCAGUGAAACCGGAGCCAUGUCUUGCAAAGCCGCGAUCAAGGACAAGAAGUCCAGCUUCAGCAAGAAGCUGUUCCGGCGCGGCUCCGUGCGCUCCGUGGGCAGCUUCAUGAGCAGGUUCCUCCGGACGCUGACGGCGUUGUCCCACUUCGGCUCUGAAGUGCAAGCGGAAGAUGAGAAAGACGAUGGAGGCUUUUCCACUUUUAAGCCCGGAAGCAAAGACGUGCCCAUGGACGAUGGGGACCUCGCGGGUUUCCUGUCGGGGGACCGGAUCCCCGGAGUGUCGGGUCUCAAGAACCACGGGAACACCUGCUUCAUGAACGCGGUGCUGCAGUGUCUCAGCAACACGGAGCUCUUCGCCGAGUACCUGGUCCUGGAGCACUACAAAGGCGAGGAGUUGGAGGAGGGCAGACCGAAGAUGAACGGCGUGCAUCUGCAGAAGAAGGGUCCUCUGUCCAAAGGAGAGGUCACAGAGCAGCUGUCGGGACUCAUGCGGGCUCUGUGGACCUUUGAGUAUACCCCGCAGCAUAGCAGGGAUUUUAAGAAUGCCGUGUCGAAAAAUGCCACCCAGUUUAAAGGGAACGCUCAGCACGACGCUCAGGAGUUUCUGCUGUGGCUGCUGGACAGAGUCCACGAGGACCUCAACACUGUCAACCCCAACAUCAGGCCUGCUAUAAAGCCCCCCAUUGAAGAGGACGAUCAAAGCUUAGAGGGGCCAUCUCCCCCCCUUUCUGCCGGGUCCUUUGUCCAAGAAUUAUUUCAGGCUCAGUACAGGUCUUCUCUCACUUGCCCACAUUGCCAAAAGCAAAGCAAUACGUUUGAUCCCUUCCUCUGCAUCUCCCUACCGAUCCCACUGCCACACACACGGCCCCUGUACGUGACGGUGGUUUACCAGGGGAAGUACUCUCACUGUAUGAGGAUUGGAGUUGCUGCUCCCCUCAACAGCACCGUCUAUCGCCUCAGAGAUGCCGUGUCACGUGAGACCAAGAUCCCAAUGGACCAGUUUGUGCUGACUGAAAUGUACUAUGACGGUUUCCAUCGCUCAUUUUGCGAUGAUGAUGAUGAUCUUGAGAUCAUUCAGGAGAGUGAUUCUAUAUUCGCCUUUGAGACCCCGGAGACCUUCAAACUGGAUAAUAUACGCACAAAAAGAGGAAGUCUUCUGGCAAACCUGAAUCAUAACAACUUAAAAUAUGGGACAGAAAUCAGCCGGACUUCAUCUUUCAUGCAAGGGGCCACGACACCUUUAACUGCAUCGCCCAAUAAGAACCUGGGACCAGAGAAGAUUAUCCUUCUGGUGUGUAACAGGGCCUGCUCCGGCCACCAAGGAAAGAGGUUCGGCCUGCCGUUUGUACUGUACAUGGAGCGCACUGUGACCUGGGAUGCUCUGCAGAAAGAGAUCCUGGAGAAAAUGCGUCACCUUCUGAGGCCGGGGGUCUACAUCCAGGUUGGACCUUUCAGUCUCAGGGUGGUUGGCGUCGUCGGCAUCACCUACCUCCUUCCCCAAGAUGAGCGGCCGCUGUGCCACCCGACCGUGGAAAGAGCGUUCAAGUCCUGUGGACAGGGGGGGGCCGCCCACGUGAAGAUCGUGGUCGAGUGGGACAAAGAGACCAAGGACUAUCUGUUUGGACACACGGAGGAGGAGUACAUCCCCGAUGCCGAGAGUGUGUAUCUGCACAGGGAGCAGCAUCACCAGCCGCAGGCCUGCACCCUCGCUCAGUGCUUCCAGCUCUACACGAAGGAGGAGCAGCUGGCCCCAGACGAUGCCUGGCGCUGUCCCCACUGCAAGCAGCUGCAGCAGGGCCGCAUCAAGCUCAGCCUGUGGACGCUGCCGGACGUGCUCAUACUGCAUCUCAAGAGGUUCAGACAGGAGGGGGACCGGAGGGUGAAGAUGCAGAACAUGGUGAGGUUCCCGCUGAUGGGCAUGGACAUGGCACCUCAUGUGGUUAAGAGAAGCCAGAGCAGCUGGAGUUUACCCUCCCAUUGGUCCCCUUGGAGACGGCCGUACGGCCUGGGAAGAAACCCCGACGACUACCUGUAUGACCUGUAUGCUGUGUGCAACCACCACGGGAACAUGCACGGCGGCCACUACACGGCCUACUGUAAGAACUCCAUCGAUGGUCAGUGGUACUGCUUUGAUGACAGCGAGGUUUCACCGGUGGCCGACGAUGACGUGUGCCAGCAGACGGCCUACAUCUUGUUCUACCAGCGGAGGACCGUUAUCCCCUCCUGGUCGGCCAACAGCUCGGUCGCUGGUUCGACCAGUUCCUCCCUGUGUGACCACUGGAUCAACAGGCUGCCCGGCAGCCGGCCUGCCAGCUUGGCCUCUGGAGCCUCAUCCAGACGCACCUCUCUGGCAUCACUGGCUGAGUCGGUGGAGUUUCCGGUGGAGCGUAGCGAAGAUGACGGAGGAUUCUCGGUCCGCCCCUUUGUGAGGAGCAUUCAGCCUCAGAGCUCGUCCUCCAGGUCGUCCAUCGCCAGCCCGUUAGCCUUCAGCGAUGGUGGGAUAAAGCCCUCUUGGUCUCUCUCCGCCAAGCUGCACAUGAGAUCCAACUCGCCCUCUCGCUUCUCCCUCGACUCUCGAGGUUCCCCUCCUCUGGAGCGGAUCGGAGAGGCCUGCGACGACAAAGUCUCCACGUCCUGUUUCGGCAGCUACAGUCGACACGAGCGCUACUUUGGCAGCAGGACUCCCCUGUCCAUGAUGGAGAGCAACUUCAGUGACCAGGACAACAACACCAGGUUCCUGGACAUGAUGUACUGCAGGGCUCCCACUCCAGUGGAGAAGAAGAGCACCAAAAACGAGCCAACUGAAAACAACAACCAGACGACGGCUAUCGACCAAAACAUUCUCCCCGUCCAAGCGACUCCCUCCAAAGAACAGAAACGCAAGAGCAGCCUCGGAGGAUUCACCCUGAAGGCAGAAAGCUCGGGCCCUUCGAAGAGUUCCAGUAAAGUGGAGCAAGAGAAAAGCUCAAAAAAACGCUUGUGCUCCACCCAUAAGACCUGCGCUGCCGAGACGUCUUCCAGUACGCCUGUGAAAGGCAAAAAGGCGAGCAAUACUAAAGAGAAGAGUGUAAAUGCCAAGAAAAGCACCUCUACGCCCUGUGGAACUCCCUCCAGAACCAAGGAGGCCCCUCAACCUGUAGUGGUGACGCCACAACGUAAGCCAUUCGUCCGCCCCACGCCUCAGUCCUCAGCUUCGCUAUCGCCGACCGCACAGAAGAACGCCGGCGUCCCCGAGAAAAGCUCGGCGAGUAGUCGGAAGAGGCUGGUGGAGAGGAGCUGCAGCCGAGAUUCUAUGCACACGAGCCCCCUGGUCGACGGCCUCCGAGGCAGCUCGGUGGCCCGCUCCUCCCCGUCUAAGAGCGGGGAGAGCGGGCGGCCCGAGAGGAGGUCCGUGAGGAGCUCCAGCAGCAGCUCCUCGGUCACCAGCCUGCGCUCGCCCAGCGUGUCCAACAGAGACCUGCAGCGCGGCAGCAAGUCUGAGGAAAAAGGGUUGUCCUUCUUCAAGAGCGCCCUCCGACAAAGGGAAAGCCGCCGGUCGGCUGACUUGGGGAAAAGCACCCUGCUCGGCAAAAAAGCCUCAGAGAGGACGUGCAAGCAGAACGGACAAGCCAAGGACGGCGGCGCCGACCCGGCAAAGACCGGAGAUGCCGCGUCGCCCUCGCCGACCUCCACGGAGUCGAAGCCCGGGACAAAAGAGUCUUCCAAGCCCGCCAGCUCUCUCAGUCGCACUCUAUUAAACGUCGGCAAGUCCAAGUCUUCCACUUCCGAAACAAAGCAAACGCGCCGAGAUUAGCGGGGAGAGAAAUCGUCACUCUUCCUGAUUUUGAUCAGAGCACAUCGGAACG
Molecule: messenger RNA, 4459 nt
Organism: Cyclopterus lumpus (lumpfish)
Lineage: Eukaryota; Metazoa; Chordata; Actinopteri; Perciformes; Cyclopteridae
Gene: usp31
Product: ubiquitin specific peptidase 31
Biological process (GO): protein deubiquitination
Molecular function (GO): cysteine-type deubiquitinase activity
Source: RefSeq, a predicted model, not a curated record